ACGCUCCUCCACGGCUCGCCUUUGCGCACAUUUUCGCUCCCUUUCCCCCUACCCCCCCCACCCCUUCCCUGUUAUCGGCGCAUCGCUCGGACCUCGGACGCAAACUGUUCGAACUCGGGUUGGAAAUGAUGUUGGGAUCGGUGCCGCGGAUCCAGCCGGCGAGGGGAUGACGACAACGCCGACCGCGUGGAGGAGGAUGAUGACGGGCGGCUUGGAUCGGGACCCCGGCGGCGGCGGAGGCGGUGGCGGCGCCGUCCUGCCGCUGCUGGCCGUGGUGGCCGCGUCCCUCCUGGGCGCUGCGCUGGGCAAGGAUACGGCCUUUGUGGAGGUGGUCCUGUUCGAGUCCAGUCCCAGCGGGGAUUACACCACCUACACCACGGGCUUGCAGGGACGCUUCUCCAAAGCCGGAGCCACCAUCAGCGCGGAGGGGGAGAUCGUCCAAAUGCAUCCUUUGGGGUUAUGUAACAACAACGACGAGGAAGACCUCUACGAGUACGGCUGGGUCGGCGUGGUCAAGCUGGAGCAGCCCGAGCUGGACCCCAAUUGUCUCACGGUGCUGGGAAAGGCCAAGAGAGCUGUGCAGCGAGGAGCCACCGCCGUCAUCUUUGAUGUGUCGGAAAAUCCGGACGCCAUCGACAAGCUCAAUCAGGUGGCCGAGGAUCCGCUGAAGCGACCGGUGGUCUACGUGAAAGGAAACGACGCCGUCAAGUUGAUGAACAUCGUCAACAAGCAGAAAGUAGCUCGUGCGAGGAUACAACACCGCCCGCCCAGGCAGCCCACAGAAUACUUCGACAUGGGCAUCUUCUUGGCCUUCUUCGUGGUCGUGUCGCUGGUUUGCCUCAUCCUGCUCAUCAAGAUCAAGCUGAAGCAGAGGAGGAGUCAGAGCUCCAUGAACAGGAUGGCGGCGCAGGCACUGGAGAAGAUGGACACGCACAAGUUUAAGGCCAAAGGGAAAGGCCAACGCGAGAGCAGCUGUGGGCCGACCGACUCGCUGAGCAGCAGCUCUACGUCCGACUGCGCCAUCUGUCUGGAGAAGUACAUUGAUGGCGAGGAGCUGCGGGUCAUCCCCUGCGCUCACAGGUUCCAUAAGAAGUGUGUGGACCCUUGGCUGCUGCAGCACCACACCUGCCCCCACUGUAGGCACAACAUCAUCGAGCAAAAGAAGGGAAAUUCCGGCCCCUUCUGCAUGGACACGGGUAACCCAGUCCAUGGGCGCCAGCAAAGGGUGGUCCUGCCAGUCCACUAUCCCGGUCGAGUCCACCGCGCCGGCCAGGUGACCGCCUACCCGACGAGGACCAGCAUGGACCCCCACGGCAACGCCGUCACGGUACUCACGGUGGACCAGCACCCGGAUCCUCGGGGCCUGUACCCGGCCCAGUCGGCUUCUUCCUUCCUGCGGGGAUACCACCCCGCGCUCCACAUGGACCACUCCCUCGGCCCCCACCACUGCGGACUGGAGCACCGGGGGCCCCCCGCCUACCAAGCGCCGCCGCACCACGCCGCCAUCAAACGGCCCAAGUUUGCCGGCCGCAACUUCUCACGGGCGGCGUGCUUCUCGCAGUACGAGACAAUGUACCAGCACUACUACUUCCAGGGCUUGACUUUCCCCCAGCAGCCCGAGGGCGGCGCGGGGCCGGCGGGUCCGGGCGGGGCUCACAAGGGCCACCACAGCAGGGCCUUCCAGCAGGGACUGUUGUACCCCACCGUGGUGCACGUUGCGCCGGCCUCCUCCUCCAGGAUAGGGGAGGGCGGGAGCUGCUACCACGGCCAUCGCUCGGUGUGUAGCGGCUACCUGGGCGACUGCCCGGGCAGCGACAGCAGCAGCAGCAGCUCGGGCCAGUGCCACUGCUCCUCCAGCGACUCCAUGUUGGACUGCACCGAGGUCAGCAAUCAGGGAGUUUACGGCAGCUGCUCCACCUUCCGCAGCUCGCUGAGCAGCGACUACGAUCCGUACGUCUACCGGAGCAAGAGCCCUUACAGGGGCUCCACGGGGGAGGCAGCCCCUUUGGCGGGCCCCUCCGUCCCCUCCGUCCCCUCCGAGGAGUCGUCCGGACCCUCGGGACACGACUGCCUGCAGCUCCCUGCGGGGGACCACCUCUCCCACUGCAGCAGUCGAUCGUCACUGGAACCCAGGGAGAACAGCAGCACAUGUGCUACCUCAGGCGCCGCUUCGGAGGGGAAUGCGGCCCGUGAGGAUGCGGUGGCCUGCGGCUGCUGCCCCGAGGCGCUUCCUCACACCGCGGACCAAGCGGGACGCUGUCACAGGGGGAUUGACUUUCAUAGCUCCGCCUCCAAGAACUACUUUUCUUCCGAGCACUCGUGCGCCCCCUCAGAGCCCAUAAGCUACGACGGACUGCCCCGCUGUUUUUACAAAGAGAUGAAGGUCCACAGGGCCACCAUGGGGCGCUACGCCGAGGACUACGCCGUCACCGUACAGUACGCCGACUCGGAGGCGGGCUCAGCUCAGGUCCGCUGCGAACUAAACCAGAGAAUACCCAUAAUUCCCGAGGACACCGACUGCGAAAUGGGCGAGGAGACGCAUCGCAGCAGCUUGCUGCACGCCAGCACCGCGCCUGAAGUGCACACGGAACCCGGCGAGGACUUUUUCACCUCGUCGCAAUCGAGUAGACAGGCGGAGGAGACCAGAGCGUUGUUUCACCCGCAACUCUCCAGUACUGAGGGCGGGGUUGGCGUUUAAAAACCGCAGCAGUCAUUCAAACCUUCAGUUGCCUUUGCUCUCUUGAAUGUUGUCACCCAGGAAUGUGUCGCCGCUCGCCCUCAUUCCUGCGGCCGCGCACGCCGCUCUUUUCUUAAUUGCCGCCGUCACGCACAGGAUCACUCACUGCCUAGAACGCCUGGCGUGGAUGGUACCGCCAUGGCAGGGAACUUUUCUACUGCACCUGUUACUCAAAACCCGCAAACAAGUCCUUGCCACCCAGCGCUACUGUUCCGUUCGGUUCUUUCGCAUUGUUCCUGGUUCUCCGUCUGGAUUUUUUCAUUUCUCCGCUCGUCAAGGUGGUAUUUUGCUAUGUUAGCGUGAUCACAAGUCGUUCACCAAUUGCACGGUAAACGUAAGAAGUCAGACGUUAGGAUGUUUGUGGACAAGUUUUAAACAUCGGUACGAUACAGGCGGCGCUCGCUUCACUGCUGGUUGCCCUCAAAAAAUGUUCAUUUCCGACCCAAGGCAUCACACCGUUCCAUGAAAUUAUGUCCAAUUUUAACCAUUUCUUUGAUUUUUGUCAGGGCUCCAGUUUGACUUUUAGAAGGUCCAACUUGAGCUGUCUGACAAUUUUCUUUAAGAUGCGUACCGAAGCUUAAUUUUAAGAUGCGCACCGAGCCUUAUUUCCCCGUUGCGGGUUAAUUAAUGACUUGAACAACCUGAUUCCUUCCCCACAACUGUAGCGGAUUUUAUUUUAAGAAAUGUAGCGAAGCCUGAUUUCACCCUUGAAAAUGUUAUUCCGAUUUGAACUGUCCCACAGUUGCAUUUAUUUUAAGAAGAGUAGCAAAGCCUUAUUUCACCUUGGAAGAUUAAACUGUAUGACAGUUUGAUUUUUAUUAGAUGCGUAGUGAAGCCUGAUUUUCCCCUGGAAAUUGAAAUGCAGACUUAAACUGUCGGACGGCUAACUUUAUUUUAAGAUGUGUAGCGAAGCCUAACUCCCCCCGGAAAGCUAAAUUCCAACUUAAACUCGCCGACAUUUAGCUUUAUUUUAGGAAGUGUAACAAAGCCUAAUUUUCCUCUGUAAAGGAAACCUUUUUCACAUAAACAGUUCUACAGCUGGAUUUAUCUUAAGAUGCGUAGCGAAGCCAAUUCUCCCCCACAAAAAGUUAUAUUCCGACUUGAAGUGUUUGACAUUUGGCUUUAUUUUAAGAAGUAUAGCGAAGCCUAAUGUCCCCCUGUGAAAGGUUACAUUUUUUUUACAUAAGCUGUCUGAUUUCCCAACGGUAAAUUAAACUCAAACUAGAACUGGUCCACAGCUGGCUUAAUUUUAAAAUGCGUAGCGAAGCCUGAUUUCCUGUUUCAUUUUGACAUGAACUGUCCGCAACAGUUUUAUUUUAAGGUGUGUAGCGAAGCAUGAUUUUUAAAAUUUGACAAAGCUUUCUUCCGUCAAUUAGCAGGCGUGUACACUGGGGCGAGCUUUUGAAGAAAAAUAAAUAGAUAAAUAUAUAUAUAUUUACAUAUAUACACGUAUACAUACAUACAUAUAUAUACAUUUAUAUAUACAUAUAUCUAUGUAAAUGUAUAUAUGUGUGUAAAUAAUAUAUAUAUAUAUGUAUAUAUAUUUAUAUAUAUAUAUAUUUAUUUACAUAUAUAUACGUAUACAUACAUAUAUACAUUUAUAUAUACAUAUAUCUAUGUAAAUGUAUAUAUGUGUGUAAAUAAUAUAUAUAUAUAUGUAUAUAUAUUUAUGUAUAUAUAAAUAUAUAUAUUUAUUUACAUAUAUAUACGUAUACAUACAUAUAUACAUUUAUAUAUACAUAUAUGUAUGUAAAUAUAUAUAUGUAUGUAUAUAUAUUUAUGUGUGUAUAUAUAUAUUUAUGUGUGUGUGUGUGUAUAUAUAUAUAUAUAUAUAUAUAUAUAUACAUAGUAACUAUUUUGAAUAGAAACAUUGUAACGCGUCAAACUGAAGGGAACCGUUGCGCUUGGUGGCUCGUAGGUCACAAAAGUAUUGGUUUGAAGUAAAGCAUUUAGUGUCCUGGGCCUUCCAGAACGAGUAGGCCAUUUGUAGCAACAGAGCGGCUCCUGGUUCGAAUCCCCGCACUCGAGCAUCCCGGGCCGAGUGGAUCCAGUUAUUUGGUUAAGUCUAUUUCCACUGAUGUCCUCCAUGCUAAUUGAAGACUGUGGUGGUCCUAGCAUGUAGCAAACAAAAAGGCCAAAGGAAAGUAGCUGAUGACUUCUGCGUCAAAAGGGUUCCUUAUUGUACUGUGACAUUUUUUUUCUUCUUUUUUUAAAACAAUGCAGUUGUAACAUAGCACCAUUUGAAUCACAACGUGCCACACACACACACCAAUGCUUUGUUUGUCCUGCAGACUGUCCUGAUACUGUUUCUAUGAAAUAUACACACAUUGUCUACAUAGGACGACCUUCUUCCCAAAUAAUUUAUAGCCUUCCAUCUAACCUUGCCUUUUGCAUAGAGAUAUGUACCAUAACUUCUUUUUUUUGGAGGGCAGGGUCGGGGGGGUUCUUGUGUCACUAUUUAAUUUUUCUGUUUGUUUGUAGCACUUAAGAAUAAAAAGUAUGUACAAUUUUUUUUUUUUUUUAGAGGAUAUAAUUAUUUUCUGCCACUACCAUUACAAAAUAUUUUAAAGAAAGGCUUAGAGAUCAAUAUGUGUAUAUUUCUGUACCUGUACAGCAACACAUUUCAUAAAUGGAAAUAUGUUCUCUGAAUAUUUAUUUACUAAUAUAUUUAUCUUGAAGCCAUGUCUUAUGUUCAGAGUUUAUCAACAAGCAGACAGAAUCACUUACAUGAGACCUUGUACAUACGUGGUAAUUGCACACGAGACGAUUCAAUCUUCUGACCAAAAAAAAAAAAACGAUUUUAAAAACUUUAGUACCAUAGAGUUUUGUAAUUAAAAAGUGUACAAAGAUGUGUAAAAAAAAAUACAGUUUUAUUCAAGUAA
This is a messenger RNA of Nerophis ophidion (straightnose pipefish), 5619 nucleotides long. It is a transcript of the gene znrf3, whose product is annotated as zinc and ring finger 3. The record is from RefSeq and is a predicted model, not a curated record. The coding region runs from base 167 to 2698 and encodes 843 amino acids. NCBI's taxonomy places the organism in Eukaryota, Metazoa, Chordata, Actinopteri, Syngnathiformes, Syngnathidae. Gene Ontology annotation, molecular function: ubiquitin protein ligase activity; frizzled binding. Gene Ontology annotation, biological process: ubiquitin-dependent protein catabolic process; negative regulation of canonical Wnt signaling pathway; Wnt receptor catabolic process. The transcript is spliced from 8 exons.